UCCUAGAUAUACGAACGACUUCGCUCACCCCAGCCUUUGGCGUACGUGGGGUCCCCUCCGGAGACUAGGCGCGGAUAGCCGCAUGAUGUUUGCGGGACACAGAGCAUGACUUCCAGUUCGGCGCGCGGUACCGUUACCUCGUCCUCCUCGUCCAGCAAGUCGCUCCUGUCGAGACUCCGAUCGCCCCUACAGUCCAAGACCCGCAACUUCACCGACUUCUACAUCCAGCCCGACGAUCCGCAUCGCCAGUACGCGCCCGGGGACGUCAUCAGCGGAAGCGUGGUAAUAAAGGUCCUCAAGCCGCUGAGGAUAACACACCUGGUCAUAUCACUGCAUGGAUAUGCACAGGUCUUCAAGAAUCCCAAUUCGCCGGGAGAUGCGUACAAGAACUACAGUGCAACCGUCGGGUCUGGCAAGGGCAAGAAGUCUGGGAGCUACUUCGGCAAUGGAUUUGUUUCGCUGUUCGAGGACGAGGUAGUACUCUGCGGGGAAGGCAGACUGGGAGAAGGCGUAUACCACUUCAAUUUCGAGCUGGAGUUCCCCUCGAAAGGUCUACCUAGCAGUAUAGACUUCGAGCGUGGUACCAUUUCUUACAUGUUGACGUCUACAUUGACGCGACCAACGACUAUCUCACCGACUGCAUCAUGCGACACAAAAGUCCAUCUUAUGGAUGUAAUCGACGUCGCUCCUGUACCUGAUCCCAAGCCUAGAGUCAUCUCCCUCGAGCCCAUCUCCCGGAGAGCACGCGCGAAGGCUCCACGUAAGCGGCCUCAAGCUCCAGACGCGGGCCAGCAGGCAUCCGAGAACCAAGAGCCGACGCGCAAUGGACGAGUGUCGGAGCUAAACAGCGUCACUGAAGAGAGCGAUGGCCCCGGCAGUCCCGCUCCAAGCGAUACCAGCUUUGAAAGUCACAUUAGCAGCGGUAAUGCUUCCGGAACCGAAUACGGCAUUCGCUCUGUCCAUACAGCCAUGGAGAGCACUUCCUUGCACAGUAGCCGAACGACGUUGAAAGGAAAGACCAUAACGGCGACUAUUGAGGUGGCCAAGGGCGGUUUCCUGCGAGGCGACCAGAUACCGGUACGGAUUUCAGUCCAGCAUACGAAGCACGUGCGGAGCUUGAAGGGAAUCAUCAUCACACUCUAUCGGCAAGCCAGGGUAGAUAUGCAUCCCGCCUUACCCGUUGUUCCGAAUAGCAAAGGUGACAAGACGAAGUCGGAGGACUACUACCCCAAGUCCAGGACAGGCCUCGGUGGACUGUCUCUCUCCUCAGCAGGGUCCAGUCACCUCUUCCGGAAGGAUCUUUCCCAGUCUUUCGCACCACUGUUUGUUGAUCCGAGGACUCUGACCGCAGACAUGAAGUGCGCCGUACGGGUGCCUGAUGAAGCUUUUCCUACUAUAUCGAAUGUUCCGGGAGCUAUGAUCAGCUUCAAGUACUUUGUCGAAGUUGUUGUGGACAUACAGGGCAAGCUCUCCGGUCUGGAUCGUAUGUUCCCCAAUUCUGGGCUAGUUACUGUCCCCACGGGAUACGGAAGCGCCCCGGGCAUGGGUCGGGCAGAGGAUUCCGCGGGCAGCAUGUUCUCAACAUGGGGAGGGACGUUUGCGGAUACAGAUGCCAUACGGCGCGAGAAAGGCGUCGUCUCAUGCCUAUUCGAAGUCGUCAUUGGUACUAAGGACAGUGAAAGGAACGGCAAGCGAAGACAACCUGAAGAACCGAGUCUCGACGCCCAGCUUGGCGUCCACGAGGUCCCGCUAUCGUCCAACAACGACGUCUACGGAUCGGAACAACAUGAUCAGGGAUAUCUCGACUAUGACCAGGACGGCCAAUAUUAUGACCAAUACGGCUAUGAUAACGCAUACUAUGACGCUCCGGAUUAUCACGAUGGUAACGCUUCACAUCCUCCGUUCGUUCCACCGCCGGAACAGGAGAAUGAAGAAGGAUUAUCAGAAAAGGAACGAAUGAGAAGAGCGGAAGCGCGUUUGCUACCAUCACAGCCUCCUGGCGACGCCGGACACUCGCCACCCCUUGAAGCGCCCCAGGGCAUACCUCCUUCCGCACCGAUCUUGCCGGAAGACGACGACCCAAAUCCUACUUAUUUCGCGUCCGGCCCUUCAUCUUCAGCAUCACACCCCCCACCGCCUUUCCACACGACAGCAACAGCAUCUUUCUCGCACCCAGAAAGAGCGCGAUCAUUACAGCGACGCACGACCGACGACGACACGCGGACUACCACUACCGGCUCCUCGGCGACCAUCAAUGCAAACCCACGGCAAUCACCCGCCCACAACGGCGGCGAGCGAAGCAGAUCAAGGCCUCGUCCAGCGUUGCCUACGCAUUCGUCCGCUCCUGCGCCAGACUACUUUCCCUCCUCGUCAUCGCACGUCCAGCCCACAGACGACAAGCAAGAACUACAGAGGCGAAGGUUGGAGAUGGAGACAAGUGCGCCGCCGGGUGGCGAUGACACGGAAGACCAUCCAUCACAAGGUCCUUCUGUGCCGCCCACGUCAGCCGUGCAGAACAUGGCAUUAGCUCCUUCGGCACCCGUCUUGGACGAGGACGAUGAAGGUCUCGUUGACGCAGUACGACCAGGUACCAGUAGACAGCAGAGCGGCAGGAGAACCAGUGAGGCUUUGCCUGUGUACGAGAGGUGACAUUAGGGGCGGCCGCAUGGCGGACGACACCUUUUUCUUUGUUUGGGUGAUGGAUCGACAGGUGGCGUCGCGACUAGAGGCUGGGAUAUCAUGACA
This is a messenger RNA of Trematosphaeria pertusa, 2745 nucleotides long. RefSeq lists its product as uncharacterized. NCBI's taxonomy places the organism in Eukaryota, Fungi, Ascomycota, Dothideomycetes, Pleosporales, Trematosphaeriaceae. The transcript has 2 exons. Gene Ontology annotation, biological process: ubiquitin-dependent endocytosis. Gene Ontology annotation, molecular function: protein-macromolecule adaptor activity; ubiquitin protein ligase binding. Bases 106 to 2649 code for a protein of 847 amino acids. The record is from RefSeq and is a predicted model, not a curated record. Gene Ontology annotation, cellular component: cytosol; plasma membrane; cytoplasm.